Molecule: messenger RNA, 648 nt
Organism: Perognathus longimembris pacificus (Pacific pocket mouse)
Lineage: Eukaryota; Metazoa; Chordata; Mammalia; Rodentia; Heteromyidae
Gene: C6H20orf204
Product: chromosome 6 C20orf204 homolog
Exons: 4
Coding region: 1-648 (215 amino acids)
Source: RefSeq, a predicted model, not a curated record
AUGCCCCUGGUGAGCAAAGUGGGGGGAGCUGUGGAGAAGUCCCUGGAGCCCAUCCUGAUCUGGUAUUCCCUCCAGGUGUCCCCCAAGUCUGCUUUCUGUGUGCUGCUGCUGGCGCUGCUGAGGACUACGCUGGGCGGGGCCAGGCCUGGUUCUUGCAGCAUCCCAGAGAUGCUGCAUCACUACCAAGCCAUCAUCUUCCAAGAUUUGCAGGCGGCCUUGCGGCUGCGGUUACCAACCCUGAGGGCCCCACAGAGGGGGCCGGGCUCCAGACACUACGCUUUCAUUCAGAAAAACCUGACCGGAGCUGGUGGAGGGCUGGGACUGUCUGGGGCCUCCUGCGCAGCGCAGAAGGAGCGCACUAUUCUACUGUCCAUCGAGUCUCUGGCUUGGACCCUGCGCGGAGCAGUGGCGGAUGGCCGCGGGGGCCCCUUGGAGAAAGCCGCAUGGACGGUGGCCGUGAGAACAGAGGCGGUGAUGCGCCGCCACUGCUGGACGUCGCGCCAGGUGGGGAGGCGGCCCAGGAUGCGCCCCGCCCCUGCCCGGAGCCGCGGCGGCCGGAGGCGACUCUUGAUGCGCGCCCUGGGCACCGUCGCCACCUGCUGGAACAAGCUCUUCGCACUGGGCGCCACGGUUCCCCGGGGACACUAG